Messenger RNA from Nothobranchius furzeri (turquoise killifish), 722 nucleotides. Its product is annotated as cytochrome c oxidase subunit 5B, mitochondrial. The record is from RefSeq and is a predicted model, not a curated record. Lineage: Eukaryota; Metazoa; Chordata; Actinopteri; Cyprinodontiformes; Nothobranchiidae. Gene Ontology annotation, cellular component: mitochondrial envelope. Gene Ontology annotation, biological process: mitochondrial electron transport, cytochrome c to oxygen.
CAGCAAUUAUACGUCAUCACUUAGCGCCAACUUCAACGAAGAAGCAAACGAAAAUGGCUGCAAGGUUACUGCUCCGUACCAGCGUGAGAGCCGCGGUUAGCUCCCGGGUUUCGCGGUUGUCUCAAGCUCCAGUUUUGGCCCGCAGCAUGGCGGCUGGAGGGAUCCCCACGGAUGAGGAGCAGGCCACUGGGCUGGAGAAGAUCAUCAUGAAGGCCACGAAGGAGGGAGCGGAUCCCUACAGCAUAAUGAAACCGAAGAGCUACGCUGGCUCCAAGUCAGACCCCCACCUGGUUCCCUCGAUCACAAACAAGAGGAUUGUGGGAUGUGUCUGUGAGGAGGACAACACGGCUGUGGUUUGGUUCUGGCUUCAUGAAGGCGAGGCCCAACGCUGUCCAUCCUGUGGUUCCCACUAUAAACUGGUGUCUCAUGAGCUGCCCCACUAACUUAUUAAUCUCUCAUAAAAGCUUAGAGUUUGACUUGUUUUAAAAAUUCCUCCAGAACAAGAAGAGUGGCAUUCAUUUAAUUCCUCAGCCUACAGGAGCAUCUCGUGUCCUUUGGGCUUUUCUUGUUUUGUCUUAUCCUCAGUCUUUGUUUUACACGCUACAUUUCCAUGGAGACGAGGUGUUUAUGGGACCCUUAGAUUCAGUUUACGGUGUACUGUAAGAUGUUACACUCGGACCAUUUGAAUCCUCCACUUAAACCAAUAAAAAACAACUCUUGAU